Capsicum annuum is the source of this 634-nucleotide messenger RNA. RefSeq lists its product as uncharacterized. Lineage: Eukaryota; Viridiplantae; Streptophyta; Magnoliopsida; Solanales; Solanaceae. The coding region runs from base 44 to 505 and encodes 153 amino acids. The record is from RefSeq and is a predicted model, not a curated record. The transcript is spliced from 8 exons.
ACACCAAACAAGUAGGUCUGUUUCCAAAAAAAAAAAAUCGAAAAUGAAAAAGAAGCCGACGGACUCAAUGCAUCUAGGAUUUGGUUAUAUUCCAGUUCAGCUGGAGUUGGUGGUAUUGGCGGUUCGUUGGUUUUCGGGGAGAGACAUGCCCGAAAAGUUCGUGAAUUUGCAUGAAGAACUUGACAAAGUUAUUCUGGAGACUGCCCAAAUUGCAGAUAAGAUGGGUCUCGCUGUCUGCAUGUCGGAUGAGCCGGCUCGUAAGGCUUUCAUUGGAGCACCACCACAAUUUAGGAGAUACUCCCAGCAAGUCAAAGAAGAAGGUGGAAGUAAAGUAGGUCUUUUUUUCUUGGGGUCAUUUGCAGGUAGCUUGGUCUAUAUGUUCUGGGGGAUUCGGCAACAGGCUAAGAUUGAUAAGUUCCAUGCUGACUUGAAUGUUGACAUGUGCGUGGAGACUUAUUGGCAAUUCCACAAUCUUGGAAAGCGAAAGCAAAGUCCAAAUGAGUGAAGCGGACGGCCUGCAUUGGGUUGGUUGAUAUUUGUUUACUAAAAGUUUCCUACUGGUUUUUGUAUUUAGACGCACUUGGUUAUUGUAAUCACUGACAUGUCUUAGUUAAUGUGAUGCAAGAUAGUAAGU